GCUGACACGAUCCGGAUUUUAGUGGCAACAGAUAGCCAUGUCGGAUACAGGGAACGAGAUCCUAUCCAGAAGGAUGACAGCUGGAAAAGUUUUGAUGAAGUAAUGCAACUAGCAAAGUCUCAAGAUGUCGACAUGGUUCUCCUUGCAGGAGAUCUUUUUCACGAAAACAAGCCUUCUCGAAAAUCCAUGUACCAAGUCAUGCGAUCUUUGCGAAAAAACUGCUUGGGAGAUAAACCUUGUGAGCUAGAGUUUUUGAGUGAUGCCAGCGAUGUUUUUGACGGUGCUUUCAAUCAUGCCAACUACGAAGAUCCUGACAUAAAUAUUGCUAUUCCUGUAUUUUCGAUUCAUGGAAAUCAUGAUGAUCCAACUGGCGAUGGAAACUUCUGCUCGCUAGAUCUUCUACAGGUGUCAGGGCUAUGUAACUAUUUUGGUCGCAUACCUGAAUCUGAUAAUAUUCAGGUAAAGCCUGUCCUCGUACAAAAAGGACUUACAAAAUUAGCCCUGUACGGUAUGAGUAAUGUUAGGGAUGAGCGACUAUUCAGAACGUUUCGUGAUGGCAAUGUCAAAUUCUUUAGGCCUGGCGUUCAGCAGCAGGAUUGGUUUAACUUGAUGGCUGUACAUCAGAACCAUCAUGCCCACAGUGACACGAACUAUUUACCGGAAAAUUUUCUCCCGAAAUUUCUGGACUUAAUUAUCUGGGGUCACGAGCAUGAAUGCCAGAUUGAUCCCCGUCUAAAUCUUGAAACCCAAUUUCACGUUAUGCAACCUGGGUCGUCAAUUGCUACUUCUCUUGUUCCAAGCGAAGCUGUAGCUAAGCAUGUUGCGGUCCUCAGCAUCACAGGAAAAGAAUUCAAAGUAGAAAAGCAUCGAAUCAGAUCUGUUAGACCGUUUCUUACGAAAGAUAUUGUUCUUCAAAAUGAUACACGCUUUAAAAGACUUAUGAAGCUCAAAGAUAAUCGGACUUUGUUGACAAAUGAGCUUGAAAAAAUAGUGUUGCAGCUCAUAGAUGAAGCGAAAGAUGAGUGGCUCUCUAUACAAGAUGAAGAGUUAGAUGAAAAAGACAUUCCCUUGCCACUAAUUAGAUUGAGAGUAGAACAUUCUGCGCCUGAGGGAUACAAUUUUGACUGCGAAAACCCGCAACGGUUCUCCAAUAGAUUUGUAAAUAAGGUAGCUAAUGUGAAUGAUGUUGUAUACUUUCAUCGAAAGAAAAAAAAUUUACGAGCUAAUGUAAUUGACAAGAGUAUGCCAGACGCUUCAGUUCUGGAUAUCAUGGAAGGAGAUGGUAUCAAAGUCUCUAAAUUAGUGCAUGAGUUUCUUACUGCUCAAUCCCUCAAAAUAAUACCUCAAGCCGAAUUCGGUGAUUCUGUGACGCAGUUCGUCGAGAAAGGAGAUAAUCAUGCCAUGGAAGAAUUCGUAAGUGAAAGUCUGACACUUCAAGUUCGAGAAAUGCUAGCCAUAGACGAGGAGGAAAUUUCAAAUAUUGACGAGCAGAUGGAAAUCAUCCGUACCAAGCGCGAAAAAUUGUUUGCCGCAGGACUUCUGAAGAAAAAUAAAGAAAGACGGAAAUUACUUCCUCGCCCGCUUAACUGGGACUCCGAUGAGCAAGGGGAAUGGGCAGACCAGCCCGGCGCCGUGAUUAUUGACGAAGAUGAGGAUACGACAUCAGCCGUUGCCUCGAAGCGCGCUAAAAAUUCACUCUUCGUGAGUGAUGAUGAACUUCCCAUUGUGACGGAGCCUAAGAAGAAAACUGUGGCGGUCAAGGCUCCAGUAAAGCGUAAUACAACUAAGCCCCGAGCUGCAGAAAAAGCAAAACCUACAGCACGAGCUCGAAAAAAAGCAGUGGACCCUUUUGAAGAUGACAACGAUGGUGGACUAUCGAAUCAAACUCUUUCAACCAGGACCACACGACGCGGAAAGCAGACAUUACUGAACCUCACCCAAUCCCAGGCUCCCAAAAAAGUCUCCAUGGAGUUAAGUGAUGAUGAAAUUUCAGAUGAUGCUUAUGAACCCGAUUCUCGAACUACUAAUAAGCGAAGAUAA
This is a messenger RNA of Blumeria graminis f. sp. triticale, 2040 nucleotides long. NCBI's taxonomy places the organism in Eukaryota, Fungi, Ascomycota, Leotiomycetes, Helotiales, Erysiphaceae. The record is from the annotation of a GenBank genome assembly.